Fomitiporia mediterranea MF3/22 is the source of this 1045-nucleotide messenger RNA. RefSeq lists its product as uncharacterized. The record is from RefSeq and is a predicted model, not a curated record. The coding region runs from base 476 to 943 and encodes 155 amino acids. The transcript is spliced from 7 exons. Lineage: Eukaryota; Fungi; Basidiomycota; Agaricomycetes; Hymenochaetales; Hymenochaetaceae.
AUGUUGCUCUUCUUGUUUGUCGACGGUAACCCACCGACUUCUGUCAUAUUGGUGAAGUACUUUGAGUUUGCGCAAGAACUCUUGUUAGAAUCGAAGCCGAAGGCCCCACCCGCUCCGAAUUGCGAUAGCUUCCACAUUGAGGACAAUUUGCGAGGUCAUGCCACUGCGACAGCGAAUUAUCAUGUUUCAGAGAACCACCCUCAGAUUCAAAUUUAGUAAACUGGUGGCCUAGGCUCACUGGUAAACAUUAACAAGCGGACGAUUCUCGAUACGGUACGGAACUUCGGGAUGCCUCUGCGUUUAGCACAAAUCGAAGCCGGUCUACUCCGAUAGAACGGUUGGGAUAUUGGCACGCGCAUGUACACGCCGCUGCAGCGCCUUCUUCUGCAUUUAAGAAAGCAAACAACUGGAAGGCUCCCUUCAUACCCCAACCAGUCCCCACCGUCCCAUCCCAUCUCGCAAUACGAACUAAAAAAUGUCCGUGUCUGUUGCAUCCUCAUCAAUCUGCCUUCCCAAACCUCUCCCCAAAUCUCAUCGUGCAGAUGCGUGUGUGGAAGAGGUCGUAGCAGUGGAGGACAGCGUCCAGCCGUUCAAACAAAUGACCGCUAAGACCAAUCGAUCCUCGCUGCGCCUGGUGUGCACGGUGCCGACGUGGAGCCCAUCCCCAAUGCACUGCCUCGACCUCCAUGACCUCCAUGAUUUACGGAACCGUUCCAUAGUCUUCGUACACGAGCUGCUCAAAUUAUUGCGAGCCAGUGGUAUUGAAGCUAGUUAUCGGCUAAUUCCGUCGAACAUGGAUCUCGCGACGAUCUCCAUAUCCACCACAGAAAAUUCAAAAAAGCAGCCAACUGUUGACCAUGACCUGCUGGCCGCGGCGCAGAGUAGUAACGGGAAGACGCUACUUGCAAGGACAAAGGAGGGGCCUGUGAUUAUCAUGACCUGAAUAGUACUAGACGUCGGACAUUUUCUGCUUGUUGCUUGCUUUACAUGGUGUAUCGGUAUUCCUUUAGCAAAUGUAAGUAAGAAUAUGUGCGACAGCAACGGC